This is a messenger RNA of Larimichthys crocea (large yellow croaker), 5916 nucleotides long. RefSeq names its product p21 protein (Cdc42/Rac)-activated kinase 4 (gene pak4). NCBI's taxonomy places the organism in Eukaryota, Metazoa, Chordata, Actinopteri, Sciaenidae. Gene Ontology annotation, biological process: protein phosphorylation. The transcript is spliced from 13 exons. Gene Ontology annotation, molecular function: ATP binding; protein serine/threonine kinase activity. The coding region runs from base 537 to 2558 and encodes 673 amino acids. The record is from RefSeq and is a predicted model, not a curated record.
CGCCGCGCCGCAGUUUCCCGGAUGUAGUAUUCCCCCAUUCAACAUGGCGUCGGGAAAGUGAGACUUCGCCUGAUGUUCCAGUUUGUCCGAAGUUAGUCCGCAGCCUGCUGCUCGGAACACGGGGAGCUCUGCGCUCGGAACACGGGGAGCUCUGCGCUCUGAACACGGGGAGCUCUGCGCUCACACCGCGGCGGCAGCAAGGAAAAGUUUCCCCGGGACUUUGUGGAUUCCUCUGCAGGCUUUACGUUGAAUGUGUUCAGAUUCAGGACGCAAAAGAAGUGAACAACAACAAACACAGUUGAAGGUCUGGAUGUUUGUCGAGAGUCCAGAGAGAGACCGAGUGUGUGAAGGGGGAGGCGAGGUGCAGAGCCAACACAGGGCUAGAUUCAGCUAAAGGCUAACACCCAAACAACCAGAUCUGCAGAGAAAACACGGCAGUGGAGGCCUGCAUGUGAAACCCCCUGACUCCACCUCACACCAGAGGAGUGAUGGAGGAAAAGGUCUGAUGCUAGGCUGCAGCUGCCUCAGCUGCCAUCAUGUUCACCAAAAAGAAGAAGUCUCGUAUCCAGAUCUCCGCUCCAUCGAACUUUGAGCAUCGUGUACAUACAGACUUUGAUGCGCAAGAGCAGAAGUUUGUGGGGUUGCCACGGCAAUGGCAGUCACUCAUCGAAGACACGGCCAAAAGGCCCAAACCCUUCAUCGAUGUGACCGUCAUCACUACUGUAGAGCCACGCAAGACAAUUGUACGUGGCAGCAAACUCGGAGUGGACGGCUCUCUGACAUGGCUGUUGGAUGAGUUUGACACCAUGUCUGUGACUCGCUCCAAUUCCCUGCGUCGAGGCAGUCCACCCACUCAGCCUCGCAAGGGCUCUACUUCUUCAGGAGGAGGAGGACAGGAGAACGGAGAUCCUCACCACAGACACUACGCGCACCCAGACAGACAAGACAGGGAUAGACCCAGACCAGACUACCAGAUUGGAGGUGACCCCCGCCAGGGUCAGCGUGCAGUCCGCCCUCCACAGUGGGAGGAAGGAGGCCAGGGUCGGCCCCAGCAACAGCCCAGGGGCCAGGGUCGGCCCCAGCAACAGCCCAGGGGCCAGGAGCCCAGCAGGGCUCACAGGGAAAGACCAGGCUCUGGCCCUCCCCCUCCCCCUCACAGAGACAGAGAGCCUCGGGACCGGGACCAGGAGCAGGUGCUUCACAGGGAUCAACCCACUGACCACAGGCCAAAGUCUAGCUACGUGGUGCGGGAUGGCAGCCCUCAGUCUCCCAGAGAUAAGAGGCCUCUCUCUGGGCCCAACAUCCGCACUCCAAACCUUCCAGUAACGGACGGGGUGAUGAAGACAGCCCAACAGAACACACGACCAUUUAAUACAUAUCCAAGGACAGACAGCGAGGGCGGACGCAGUCCCACAGGACAGCCGGUUCGUCACCAUGAAUCCUCCCCUCAGAAUGGCCCCUCUAGCGGCUCUGGCAGAGGAUCCUCGAGCUCGAAGCCCCCUGUAAGCCACCCACACCCUCAUCACACUUCCCAUCCAAGCCUGACCCCCGAGGCCUCCCAGCAUCCACAAACGCCUCACCCCAGCGUUCCAGCCCCACGGCCCCCUGUGCCUUCUGGGCCUCCAGUGUCAGGUGCUCCGCCUCAGGGCCGCUCACCACAGAGGGAGCCCCAGAGGGUGUCCCAUGAGCAGUUCAGAGCGGCGCUACAGAUGGUAGUGGACCCUGGCGAUCCACGGACCUACCUUGACCACUACAUUAAGAUAGGGGAAGGAUCCACGGGGAUCGUGUGUAUCGCCACAGUGAAGACCACAGGGAAACUGGUCGCUGUGAAGAAGAUGGACUUAAGGAAACAGCAGCGCAGAGAACUCCUCUUCAACGAAGUUGUAAUCAUGCGGGACUAUCACCACGAGAACGUGGUGGAGAUGUACAACAGCUACCUGGUGGGAGACGAGCUCUGGGUCGUCAUGGAGUUCCUGGAGGGAGGAGCUCUCACUGACAUUGUGACGCACACCAGGAUGAACGAGGAGCAGAUUGCUACAGUGUGUCUGUCUGUCCUGAAGGCGCUGUCUGUCCUCCACACACAGGGUGUGAUCCACAGAGACAUCAAGAGUGACUCCAUCCUCCUCACUCACGAUGGCCGGAUCAAGCUGUCAGACUUCGGGUUCUGCGCCCAGGUUUCUAAGGAAGUGCAAAGAAGGAAGUCUCUGGUUGGAACUCCGUACUGGAUGGCACCAGAGCUCAUAUCCAGGCUGCCUUAUGGACCAGAGGUUGAUAUCUGGUCACUGGGUAUCAUGGUCAUAGAGAUGGUGGACGGGGAGCCGCCGUACUUCAACGAGCCGCCGCUCAAAGCCAUGAAGAUGAUUCGAGACAACCUUCCUCCCAAACUGAAGAACCUGCACAAGGUCUCCCCUCUGCUCAAAGGCUUCCUGGAUAGGAUGUUAGUGCGAGACCCGGCUCAGAGGGCCACGGCCAGCGAGAUCCUCAAACACCCCUUCCUGACGAAGGCCGGUCCGCCAUCAUGCAUCGUCCCUCUGAUGAGGCAGAACAGGAUGAGAUGAGGCAUGUGACACUAACCCUCCAGACACUGGAGGGCAGCGUGUGCAGGUUCAGAUGGAAUAGAAUACUCCUGCACACAGAGGAGAGGCCACAGAGGUCAGAGGUCACACACGAGAGUCUGCGAUUUGGGUAAAACUCUCAGAGAAGUGCUGUGAGCUGCAACGUGCAAACUGGGUGUGCAGGAGUAUUCUAUUUUUCUUGUGUGAAUCACUGAACUGUGGGGAGUAUAUUCCCUUAACAAGAGGCAAUAAGGUGUGUGUGUGUGUGUGUGUGUGUGUGUGUGUGUGUGUGUGUGUGUGUGUGUGUGUGUGUAGACAUGACUGUGUUUCAUGGCUCGUACAUGUGUGAGUGCUCUCUUGGAGAGAGAAGAGCAGAGAAGCCACAACUUGCCCGUCGAGUGAUUUUUAGCUGAGUUCAUGUUUUAGUUUUAUCUGAAGGGCCUGACGUGGGAAGUUUAAGGACUGUGGCUCUUUUUUAUUUUUCCAUUUGGACCGUACCUGGAUUUUUAAGUGUGAAAGUGUGAAGGUGAAGGUGUUUCGCACACCAGCCGGAUGCUUUGAAGGAGCCCGUUGGCUGAUUUUAGAGACAGGCAGAGCAACGUUUUAAUCUCACAAUUCAGCAGUCUGGAAGCCGAGACCUCUCUCACGGAUGGAUCCAGACUCGGACACAAUCCUCACCACGCCCAGAACUUACUACUGAGGGAGAAUAUCUUUUGACUCAGAAAUGAGUCAGAUGGACUUUAUUUUGUAGCCAUAAAAAUACUAGCUUCCUGUUGUAAACAAGCAAACAUACACUAAGUCAAAAGGUAAACACUGGAGUUGUGUUUUUUUUAAUAGAUGAACUUUCACUUAUUCCUCCUUAUUUUCCUGUGUAAGUACAAUGAACAUAGAGAGAUAUAUCAGUUUUGAUGAUUUACUAUCUCUUAUUUUGUGAUUGUUUUUAUUAUUAUGAUUUGUUUCCUGGUUUAUUUUAGAGAGAUGUGAUGAUUUUUGAAGCACUGUCGACGAGAGAUAGAAGCUGCACUCCCGGUUGAUUCCAGCACGCAAAUAAUAGACACUAGACAUUUUAUUUUGUUGUUUAUGAGACCUGACCCGAUAGGACCGUAAACCUCAGUGGUCACGAUGUCACUCAGACCAGCAGGAAAGGUUUUACAGGAACACAUGGACUGACUGGGUAUAAAAUCCUGAUAAAACACUCAUUUUAGAAGAGAAGGCUGGUCCACACCUUCAUUCUGUACCGUAGUUUACAGUUUUAGCAGAUAGCCGGAGGUAGAAAAGGAACAUGAGCUGCUUCUUAGGUAAUCAGCGAGUUGUUUUUAGUCUGUGGUGCAUGUCAGCUUCCUUUUAACGUCAUCACUUCACUUCAGCAAACUCACCCCAGUCUUCUGAUUAAAUCAAUUAACGUUUGAUUGCAGGGUUAAUGCAUCCGGCAGGCCGCUACUGAGUUCACCUCAUAGUGUGAGUGCUGGGAAGGAGCAAACAGUAAGCUUAUUUAUAAAUGAUAAAGAAAAACUCUUACACUACUCAGCAUGACACAGAACGGAGUGUAACAGAUCAGCAAGAACGGUGGCUUUGUUUCCAGUUAUAUCUCCAGUGAACAGUGUUGGUAAUGCUCCUAAUGUGUGUGUUAUUAUUUUAGUGUUUGCAUUUCAGAUGGCAUGCAUGUGUGUUCUGUGAAAGUGGACCAUUAGGCAGAUGACAGGAAGAUAACAGAAGUACUUAGAAGGAGGAAACUCUUUCAUGUAAAUCCACCCUAAACACUAGUGAGUAACAGCUGCUAAUGAUACACACACACACACACACACACACCCAAGCUAAAAAUAAAAUAUCAGACCUGUGUCAAACUGGUCCGGCUGCACUGAUGGAGCACGAAGGCUUCAGUUAGUUUCAUGACUAAUAGCAAAUACUCAGAGGUCAAAGCCUGAGUGGUGGAGGUCAUUUGUUUGGAGAACAGGGUGCAUGAAGUUUUUUCACAAUAAAUUCACUUUCUACACUCAUCUGGUUGUUCCCUGUGCCAAACAACACCCAAAGACCGCCUCAGCCUCAGCCGGCUGAAUGAAACCAUGGCGAAUUAAUUACAGUUCACUUUGGCCCGGGUCUUAUUAUUAUCCACCCACUUCUGCCCUGAUGUUCCUCAGGCAGGAAUAGGAGGCGUCUUCAUCAGCAGACAUCUGUAGUUUCAUACGGUACCUCGUAGCAGUGCACAGUCAUUUAUAGAGAGGAUGAAACUAAAGAUAAGGCUGUUAGAAAUUCAUUCCUCUCAAGGCGAUGCGACACAGAGAUGCACAUAAACAAAGCCUGCAGACACAUUCCCCCUCUGUGCCAAGGCUGCUGUUUCCAUUCUUUCUACGUCUUCCAGUUCAGCUGCUGCUCUUCUUUUCAGACAAGACCUCCGUCAAGGUGCCGAUUCUGAUGCUUCCCACUAAUCUGAUGCUCCCUGGAUAUGAACGUUUUGCUGUCUGAAUACUCACUACAGAGUUAUUUAGUUGGUGUAGCACACUUGCUGUUUCUUGUUGCACAUAGAACAUUGUCUACACGGUAUAUAUACUGUAUAUGUAUGUAUACUAGAGCUGCAACGAUUAGUCAAUCGAUUAGCUGUAAACUGUUAAUCUGGAACUGUUCAGAUAAUCAAUAAAUCUCUUUGUUUAAAUUGUCCAAAUUCUGAUUUCAGCUCCUCGGCUGUGAAUAUUUUCUGUUUUCUGCCGUCGAGGACAAAAUAAAACAUUUGAGGACGUCACUUUGGACAUUUUUCACCAAUCUGACAUUUUAUGGAUCAAACAACUAAUCGAUGAAUCAAUAAUGACAAUAAUAAUUAGUUACAGCUCUGAUAUAUACUGCCACAAAUCCUUUACUGUUCUUCAUGUAGCAGCACAGCGCAGGAUGCAGACUGAAGUGAUAAUUCAGUUUAGUCACAGUUUAUUAAUAAUGUGUAGCUACACUUCUUUGAACAGAUAAGAUCACUAACUACUAAGUGAAAGCAGCAAUGGCCUUCAGCUGCGUUCGUCUCUGACUCCAGAACUUUCAGCUGUGUCAGUUUUUGUUUUUGUGGUCAGAAGUGGGACGCCAAUAACGACUCAGAGACAAACAUGACGGCUGAUCUGAAAUGAGCUGUGACAUUUUAAGAUGAGACUGAUAAGUCCAGUAAGUAAGUAUAAGUUCAGUUUAGGAUUUAAAGUGAGGACCGGCCUCCUGCUAAGUGCUGGUACAUUUCAUCAGGUGUGUUUCUUGCUGUACUUUCUGAGAGGCCCUCGUGGCUCAUGGCUUUGUCAGUGUUAGGGCCACCAAGAUUUUGAGAAUUAAGUAGUAAUGUGAGAAAAAAAAAGUUGUAAUACUUUGAUGAAAGCGUAAUAAUUUUAUUCUA